Paramecium tetraurelia is the source of this 867-nucleotide messenger RNA. RefSeq lists its product as uncharacterized. The transcript is spliced from 2 exons. The record is from RefSeq and is a predicted model, not a curated record. NCBI's taxonomy places the organism in Eukaryota, Ciliophora, Oligohymenophorea, Peniculida, Parameciidae.
AUGGAAAUUCAAUUAUUAAAAAGAUUGAAGUCUGAUAUACAAUUGCAACUAAAGUGGCUAACUUAAACUAGAUUUAAUGCCAUAAUAAUUAUGAAGUCUUAAUGCAAAUACUUGUAAGCCAGCGUUCGCGCCCUUGAAAUGUUAUAUUCAAAUUCAAUAUCAACACCUUAUUUUUAUUAAAAAUUAUAAGAAUAUGAAACAUUAACUUUUAAUUUUGAAUUUAAAAGAGAUAGAAUAUUGAAAGCUAAAUAAGCUUUGCUUGGUGCUAUGUUGAAAACAGAAGAAAAGAUAGAUGAUCCCAAAACAGCGGUGUAAUUUAUUACUUUAGUUGAAAAUUUGGUUGCCUUUGCUGAAACUCAUUAUAUUUCGAUAAAAGAGUUUUCCAGAGUGAUGCAUUAAUAAUUAAAUGAAAAACUAGAAGUGAAAAUAGAGAUCAAUAAAAUAAAUGAACAUCUAGUGACAUUGAAUAAACUUUAAUUGUAGAAUAGACAAAUGCUUCUAAAACUUCCCUUAGAUCAGAUGAAAUAAGAAGAAGAGGAUACAAAUCAUAAAGAUGAAGAAGAAGAAUCGGAAGAAAUAUAGGAAUCUACCAAUUAAUAAGUGGAAGAUGUUUAAUAAAUUGAAUAAAUAAUAUAAAAUCAAACCCCUCAAUAGAUUGAAAUAGAAUAAAAAGAUGAAAAUAUAAAGAGCCCUAUCAAAAUUGAGGAUAUGUAAGAAUCAGAAAAUUAGGUUGAUGAUCAAAUUCAGAAGGAGUAACUAAUUUAGUAAACUUAAAAAAUUAAACCUGACAUAUCGGUAAUAAAAGUAACAGAGAAAAUGGCAGUAAAUUAGUUUUAAAUUUAAGAAACUAUAAGCAAUGGUAUAUGA